Molecule: messenger RNA, 1512 nt
Organism: Lodderomyces elongisporus
Lineage: Eukaryota; Fungi; Ascomycota; Pichiomycetes; Serinales; Debaryomycetaceae
Gene: TFB2
Product: TFIIH/NER complex subunit
Exons: 1
Coding region: 1-1512 (503 amino acids)
Biological process (GO): nucleotide-excision repair
Cellular component (GO): transcription factor TFIIH core complex; transcription factor TFIIH holo complex
Molecular function (GO): ATPase activator activity; double-stranded DNA binding
Source: RefSeq, a predicted model, not a curated record
AUGUCCUCAAAUCUUUUUAAAGCAACUGUCAAUGAGUAUUUAGAAGAUCUACCGAAAGCUGUUCAACUUAAGCUUUAUGAAGCACCAGCCACGUGUCUUGCCAUUUAUAGACUUCUUUCUUCAAUGGCAAAAUUCUACAUCAUGUCGAUGAUAUUCACCGAAAAGCCUGUGUCCAUGAAGGACUUGACUAAAUGGUGCAAACCUCUGGCGAAAAAGCUUGAGUUUGAUGCGUUAAAACGACUAGAGUCUCUUCAUCUCAUCGAGUUUGAUAGCAAGGGAACGCACCUUCGACUAAACACCAUAUUCCGCACCAAUUUCAGAGACUGCUUGACAGGUUCUCAGGAUCCGAAUGCAUUUGGAAGUGUGAGCACUACAGCGGAUCCAAAUAAGGUGGACUUGGCCUUUCUUGACUCGUUUGCUUCUCAAAAAUGGGAGAGUAUUUUGCAUUUUAUGGUGGGAACAGAGGGAACAAAACCACCUUCAAAAUCAGUGUUGAGCUUAUUGAAACUUGGGGGUUUAAUGGAGCAACAUGAAGAGGAUGGCACUCUCAACAUUACCAAUACUGGCUUUCAGUUUCUUUUGCAAGAUGUCAAUGCGCAGAUAUGGACAUUAUUGUUGCAGUACUUGAACCUUACUCAGGAACUCAACAUGGAUGCAGUGGAUGUGCUAAAUUUCAUAUUUAUUCUCGGUUCAUUGGAGUUGGGAAACAGUUACUCUGUUUCGAAUUUAAGUGAAACCCAGGUGAGCAUGCUUGCUGAUUUGAAAGACUACGGGCUAGUUUAUCAGAAAAGCGACACCUCAAGUCGAUUUUAUCCAACUAGACUUGCUACAACCUUGACUUCGGACUCAGCAGCAUUGAAAACCCCCUCAAUGGCAGUGGAGCAGGCUUUGGAUGAGACGGAGACUUCGUUGGCGUCAUCGACGCAGACGAAAGAGUCUAUCAUUAUUGAAACAAACUUUAAAAUGUAUGCUUAUACCAAUUCACCAUUGGAAAUUGCUAUAUUGAAUUUGUUUGUGCACAUGAAGACCAGAUUUUCAAAUAUGAUUUGUGGUCAAAUAACCCGUGAAUCGAUUCGAAAUGCGCUAUACAAUGGUAUUACGGCAGACCAAAUCAUUAAAUUCUUGGAGACGCAUGCGCACCCACAAAUGAGAGCAUUGGCCAAGGAGAGGUUGGAUAAGAAAGUCGAAUUCGAUGCUAGUCAUAAUAUUAAUACGGCAGGUGGUGCACCUCAAAGUAAAACCGAUGGUGCAAUUUCGCAACACAGAUUGGAAGUGCUCCCACCAAACGUUGUAGACCAAAUAAAAUUAUGGCAGCUUGAAUUGGACCGGAUCCAAACUUUUGACGGGUACUUGUUCAAAGAUUUUGCCAAUCAGCAGGAGUAUGAUAUGUUGUCCAAUUAUGCAGCAGAAAUUGGAGUGCUUAUAUGGGCAGAUAAAGUAAAGAAAAAGUUUUUCGUUACGAAAGAUGGGAUGACACAAGUUGCCGAAUUUGCUAAUAGAAAACUUAGGUAG